AUGUCCUCGUCCCUCCCCGCGGAGCUGGCCGCCACGGUCCAGGCUGCCCACAUCCGGACCGACCCGGACCCCAAGCUCGACAUCGCCCCGUCUACCGCCGCCGAGAAGAGGGUGCCCGUCGCCCUCGAGAGCUCCCGGUACAGUGACAUCGGCGACGACGGCGUCGAUGACGAGGACGAGGACGAGAUUCCCUACAGUGUGCUUCGCCCGGCGCCGCGGAAACACAACCUCCCGCCUCUGCCCGACUUGCGCUUCGAGCAGAGCUAUCUCCACAGCAUAGCAAAUGCCGACACCUGGUGGAAGGUGAUGCUGAUCACGAUGCGAGAUCAGGUCGUCAUGCCCUUGGCCCAAGGUCUGAUAUACAACCUCCUCCUCUGUGGCUGGCAACACUGGAAUCGCAAUGCAAGGCUACACGGCAACACAGUAGGCGCCAGGGUACGAAGGUGGUGGUACGGCGUCAACGACUGGAGAAUACCGAAUCGGAGGAGCAGGGUCUUAUGA
This is a messenger RNA of Purpureocillium lilacinum, 501 nucleotides long. RefSeq lists its product as uncharacterized. Lineage: Eukaryota; Fungi; Ascomycota; Sordariomycetes; Hypocreales; Ophiocordycipitaceae. Gene Ontology annotation, biological process: mitophagy. The record is from RefSeq and is a predicted model, not a curated record. Gene Ontology annotation, molecular function: mitochondrion autophagosome adaptor activity.